Zygosaccharomyces rouxii is the source of this 8985-nucleotide messenger RNA. RefSeq names its product Ras GTPase activating protein IRA2 (gene IRA2). NCBI's taxonomy places the organism in Eukaryota, Fungi, Ascomycota, Saccharomycetes, Saccharomycetales, Saccharomycetaceae. The record is from RefSeq and is a predicted model, not a curated record. Bases 1 to 8985 code for a protein of 2994 amino acids. The transcript has a single exon. Gene Ontology annotation, biological process: regulation of GTPase activity.
AUGGUUGGUCCAGUGCCCUCCUUAGUAAACCACAUGUAUUGGGAGAGAAUCCUACCGAUUCUACCACACGAAGUGGGCCAUGGUCAAUAUCAUGAUGUAGAAAGUAACGAGGUUUUUCUUAUGCAUAGGGGUAUAAUAAUGGACGUUUCCUAUUCACAAGGUUUUGAUCCUGUGGUACAAGCUUCCCUAGAAGUAAUUGAAUCUAUUUUGGGUAAACAGCAGAACAUUUUACAAUUGAAUGAAGAACAGAUACAGUCUAUUUUGGUGCUAGUACGGCUUUUAAGUGAUAAUAUGGAAAAUGUGUGGGAAGGUAUUGAAGCUAAGCGUACGGGAGAACCAAGAGGCGGUGGUAUUGGUAGAGUUAUCGGAUUUUCUACGCAUCGACCAUGUUUCCAUUCGGUAUCGCCACAGCCUUUGGACCCGGAAAUUGCCCUUAGAUUACUAGAUCUAUGUGGUAGAAUAAAAUUCGAUACAAAUGCUUUACAUAUUUUGCGAGGUAUGUCCCAGCAGCUGUAUGGUAACACUUCGUUGGUGUCUGCAAACAUUUUACCCUCGCAGCAACAAUUCUUAAGGCAACGUAAUGGUACUGGCUGUGCCAAUAAAGUUGAUUUAACCGUUAAUUAUAUUCUCAGAUUUAUAUCCGCGGCAAACCCUGCAGAGUUUACGAGGUAUUUGAGGCGGACGGUUUUGAAACCUUUCUUAGAAAAUCAUGUUGGUAUUGAGCAAGGUGUUUUACAUUAUAUGGAUCUUUUCGGUUGUGUUUAUUUGAACAAACGAAAUGUUGCCCGUUAUUUGGAUAUGGUAAGAGGCAUGGCUAAUAAUAUGAGGAAAACAAUCUAUCACUGUCUAUUACUUCAUUACGCUUCCAGAACAUUAAUGUUUUGGAUAAUAGGUAGGCCAGCAGAAUAUACCCACGUUUUCCGUCUCUUAAGAAGAAGUACGGGAUCUAGUAGUAGCGGUGGAAGCAUUAGUGGUGGUGGAAGCAGUAGCGGUGGUGGAAGCAUUAGCGGUAAUAAUGGUAGUACUAGUAGUGCUACGGCAAGCUUUGUCAGUCAUGAUAAUGUUAGUUCGACAUCAAGUUCUUCUUCUGUAAAUGAAGAUGAAAUUGCCAGGCCCAUUUUACAGUUAGCAUCUGCUUUAUUUGAAGAAACUUAUUCCACUUUCAACGUUUCUAGUCUAUUAACUUCAGUAACCACUCAUACUAAUAGUACUAACGGUAACAUGAACAGCAGUAGUGGCAUUGGUCUUACUGCUGGUGGUAAUAGUAGCAGCACUCAUAAUUCCAGGGAACUACCGACGCCCCAAUCAGCAUCAUCUUCUAUGUCAGUUUCUUCUGCACUUUCGACCGGUUCUAAUGGUUCAGAUAUUAAUCUUUCGGAAUCUGAAGAUCAAUCUUUAGACAGGUGGCAUUCAGACGCAAGACCUAUACAACCCGAGGUACCGCACAUGCGUAACGUUUUAGAACUUUAUACAACACCAGAUGGAUCAGAAUCUCUAUCUCAUACAAGCGUUCUAAAAUUUUUAAUGACGUUAUUGAUGUUGGAUCCUGACGUUUUCACAGAAUUGAAUGCGACCUCUUUUAAAAAUGUCCCUGAUGUCAAGAGUAAUAAUUCUAAUAAUGCGAAAUCUGAUACUGAAGAAAGGGAAAGACCAAUUGGAGGUAGUAUAAAACAUUUUACUCAGGGAUUGAAAAAGUUGACUACAUUACCAUCGUCGAAGAAAAGAAGCGUUAAAAUGGUCACUACUAUAGUGAAAAACAUCACAGGCGUACACUUAGUAGCUGAUCGAGCGAUCAUGGAUACAAUUAAAUCGUUAAUUACACUGUUCACAAUGGCCUCUUCAGUAUCGCUGGUUGAUACGUCAGUACCUUCAGUCUUAUUUUGUAAAAGGCUUUUCCCUAUAUUGGCAUGCAAUCUAGAUCUAGGUAAAAAUUGGGAAAAAGAGGCAAAGUUAAAUCCAUAUUUACAGAAAUGUCUCGCACGUCAUCCAACGGCCUAUUGUCGUUUGCAGAUUGAAUUUUUUGCAGCAUCAACUCAAUUAGAACAAAAUGCAUUUCUUUCACAUCUACAAUUAAAUGAUGUAGGAUCAGGUUCUAAUUUGAAACGGUUGACACUCUACACAGAAGGUUUUAGAGUCUUUUUCCAUUUACCGAGUACAAGGGAACUUAGAGAAGGGACUGCUCUCACGACAGCCGAAUUUUUGAAGACUUUGUUUUAUUGGGUACCAGAUCUCAUCAUGAAAUCGUUACCAUAUUUUGAUGGUAAGGUCACACAUUUGGUUUCAUCAAUUUUAGAUGGAACAGUUUUAGAUGGUGGUAAUGGUUGUCAACUUUUCAAGAUAAGCGCAGCUUCAUCAUCAUCAUCAUCCAUUGCAUCUUUAUCUAAUGCACAACACGCACCCAUUGGAUCUCCCACCAGCGGCUCUGCAUUGGAUUUUUACAAUAGUAGUCAUAGCCAAGCGGUAGUACGAACCAAUUCCAAUACUUCCUCAUCAUCGGAAGCUAGCUUAGUGAACACCCCUGUUAAUCAAACUGACGUUCAAUUUGGUCAUUUAAUUGCUCCUAAAGCAAGGCGAGUUUCAGGUACUUCGUCUACUGCAAAAAAGACAUCCAUACUUAUAUCACCAGAAGCGUUAGAAGCCGAUAGAGUUCCACAUAGUAGCAUAAGAUCACAAGGUGCUAACGUCAGUGGUAUCGGCGGUGGUAGUGGUAGUACUGCUGUUGCCGGUGACUUUUCAACCAUUUCUACCGGUACUUCACCAGCGGUUAGAAACAUUAGGUCUCCUCUGAGACAGGCAAUACAAAGACGUGGAUCGGAUGAGACAAGCACCAGACCUUCUAGGUCUAGCAUGACUAUGGCAUUGGAUAACACUAGCAGCAGAGAACAUGAUGCAAGAAGAAUUAUGGUCAAUAUUUUCAGUAUUUUUAAAAGAAUUACAGAUUAUAUUAUUGUACCGCAUAUCGAAAAUGUUGAUCCUGAAUGGCCAGAAAAGGAUUUUAGAAGCAUAAUUAAAUCGAUAUUCUGUGCCAUCAUCGAUACAGAUGCUAAUUUACAACAAACAGCCCAAUCCUUUAUGGACGUCUUAAUCAACUACAUGUCAGAAUUUAGUGAAAACGUAUCACCCAGGACUACAUGUGGAUAUUACAAGUUAUACAGCUAUACCAUAACUCUUUUCAGUUCAUCAUUAUUCGAUUUGAAAUUGGAUAACCAAAAACGAGAAGCAAUCUUAGAUAUUGUGGUCAAAUCUCUGAAAGUACGUGGUCGUUUAGGUAGAAAUGUAGAGUUGACAGAUGUUAACUUUGAUGAAUUUCUAGAGGUUGAACGAAGUACUUUCCCAUUAAUAUUUGGUACUGUCGGUCGUGGGUUAUUUGUCUCGCUGUAUUGUAACAGAAGUAAUGUCCAAAGACUUGUUAAAGCUGCAUACAGGGAGUUUUACAUGGAAAUUAUAUUCCAUGGAAAAAUUUCAGGCCAUUUGGAUCCUUCAUGGGCGGAUAAUUUGGCUUUUGUCAAAUCCAUGUCAGAGGAUAAUUACGUACCUUCAGGUUCGGUUGCAUUCCAAAGACGGUUAAGGAUCAAUAUUCUCAAAUUCGUUAAGCAUCCCAAUGCUAUUCUUUUCGAUGCUAUGAGUUUCAUCUAUAAGAAAUGGAUGUCUUUAGCAAAUGUGAAAAAUAUGAAUCAAGAGGAGAGUUCGGAUUUUAGGAGUUUUGGUGGUAUGAUUGCAUCUCUAUCUGGUGUAUUACUUACAGUAGACACUGUCAGAUACCCAAAUUUAAGUGAUAUGAGAAUUGAUUUGGGCCAUCAAAUUAAUUAUUUCAUUUCUAAGCAGUGCAACUGGUUAAACAAACCGGAGCUGUUAACCAGAGAAAGUGCAAGGGACAUCUUAAGUACAGAGUUACAUCCCUUCGCCUUUAAAUCGUUAUUUUCCAAUCUCAAGUUAAAAAUUGACGAAUUAAAGGAGUUAGAUUUGACUGCUCCAGGACAUGAAUUAUCUUUUGUCCUGUUGGAACAAAUAAUUAUCAUUCUUAGAACCAUCUUGAGGCGUGAAGAUGACGACAAAAUCAUGAUAUUAUUUUCUGUUGAUGUGAUUAAUUUUAUCGAUGACAUGGUGGAAAUUUUGGAAAAGAUGCCUAACGACUCUAUCAAAUUCUUUAAAGCCGUAAUCCACAUGUCAAAGGUAUUUAGGGCAAUGGAGAGUGCCGAAGGAAACUUAGGAAUUGUUGGUCAUUACAACUUGAAAAACAAAUGGCUGAAGUUAGUUACCAUUUGGUUCAAAUUUACAAUGGAUAGAGAGUACGAUAUCGGGAACAUUUCUAAACCUCACCGUGAAAUGGAUCUAAGAAAGCGCGAUGUCGAUAUUUUGCUCAUCGAUACCGCUAUCGAAUGUUCCAAAGCUCUUGCAUUUUUAACGAAAAAUGUUCCAUUGGAAGUGCCACCUUCAGUUUCAGAGGAAGAGUUAAAACGAUCAAAAUAUGUCGUUUUUGGUAACCAUUUUAACAUCCUGCUCAAAGGUUUGGAGAGAAGCACCGAUUUGGAUAGUUACCCACCGUCUUUGAAGCAUAAAAUUAGCGUUCUAAAUGAAAACGUAAUAAUUUCUUUAACUAAUUUGUCUAACGCCAACGUUGACGCUGGGUUGCAAUAUUCUUUUCCUAUGGGAUUUUCUAAAGAUAAUAAUAUCAAGAUUGCGUUCUUGAAGGUUUUCAUCAACAUUGUCAACAACUAUUCCGCUUGCCAAGGGCAAGAGGAAGAAUCAAAAUUGCGUGCACAGAAUAAUAUUAUACUAGUUGGGCUGAAAAAUCCAAGUUCUGUUAUAAACUUCACUAAAAUUUGUCCUGCCAAUGAAAUCGAUUCAUUGGCUGCAGGGUUGGUGAAUGCUUUUGAUAGCAGAAAUGCAUCUAUUCUCUUGGUGAUGGAGUUGAUCAAAUAUGAAAUUAAAAAUGCUCCUAGACAUAUGGAUAUUUUAAGGAGAAACAGUUGUGCUACAAGAGCCUUAUCGCUUUUUGCUAGAAAUAAAGGCAAUGAAUACUUGGUUCGUGUGCUUCGUCCAGUUUUAAGCGAGUUAAUCAAUUCAGAAGAACAUUUUGAAGUAGAGAAAUUAAAUCCUCAUGAUCCAGGAACAGAUGUUCAAGUCGCACUUUUUGUGAAAUACAUGACUCUGCUAGUAGAUGCCAUCACAAGUUCUGUCGACAUUUUUCCAACAGAAUUGGUCGUUUUGUGCCAAACGAUUUUCUCUGCUGUAGAGGAUAAAUUUCCCCUUUAUGUUUAUGUGGCGGUGGGGUCAUUCGUAUUUUUAAGGUUCUUUUGUCCUGCUCUAGUUAGUCCAGAAUCAGAAAGUAUUAUUGAAAUAUCGGAAGCUCCUUAUAAACGUCCAUUUAUAACGUUAGCCAAGGUUAUCCAAAGUUUAGCGAACGGUUCAGAUAACGUUGCAAGAUGGCCUGUAUUAGAAUCUCAAAGCCAGUUUCUCGAAGAAUGCAGGGAUAGAAUCUUUGAAUUUUUGAGAGAAAUCUGUGAAACUAAACGUGAUGUGAACAUUCCCAUUAAUCUGGACCCCACUCCAAUUCCAUUUGAUUUUAAUUACAUCCACAAAUACAUUUAUUUGUUUGAAUUGGACAUGAGGAAAGCCAAUUUGGACGAAUUCCAAUCCUUUAGCGAAUUCCCACACUUAAAGCAACGUUUUUUGACGAUUGAUGAAAAUAUGGCUAUUCUGGGUCAACCAAGGGAGGAAUUGAGAAAUGAAAUUCCACAAUGCAUAAUAGACAGUAAGGAGGAAUAUCCCCAAUUAUAUGAAUUCAUGAGUAGACAUGCGUUCAGAAGUAUUGCAGUUUUUGACACAACAAACACUUUUGUCCACGAAUCGAUGUCUUCUGACGGUUUACCGAUUAUUACUUUGACGUUUAGUAGUUUCCGGAGUAAAAAUAUUGAGAUUGAGACAAUUAUUUACCGUACUUUCCAGAUUUACGCUAGAAUUUGGAGCGUCAAAUAUUACUUGGUAUUGGACUGUACACAUUUUGAUGAGCAUGAAAUUGAUGUAGUCAAGUUAACGUCACUAUUUAAUAACUUGGUGCCACCCAUCGCUAUCCAAAAUUGUUGUGGCUACUACUACUUCAAUAUUACUGAGAAAUUUGUUAAUCAGUGGAAUAAACUUUUCACUAAAGCUAAUCCUUUUGUGGCCCACAAAGUUCCCCAGCACUUUGUCAACAGUUACUCGCAGUCAGAUUUUGUGAAAUCCCUGGGAUUGGGUGCACAAAGCAUGGAGGUCAUAAGUGAUGUGCGCGUAUCGUUGCAUGAUGUGGCACUAUAUGAUGAACGGAAAAAACGGUUCACACCUGUUUCAUUAAAAAUUGGUAACAGGUUUUUCCAAGUUUUGCACGAAACUGUCAAACGGUAUAAGAUUCAUGGUUGGGAUCAUCUAGUGGAUAUGAAAUUCAAUGAAGUUUUUCAAAUUAACAACGUGUCUUCGGUGAACAUUACUUCUAAUACAGGCGUUACUUCAGAAUUUACCGUGAGUUUAGAGGGUGGUAGAAUUCUCAUUUUCAGCAGUCCUAAAUAUUUAGAAAUCGUCAAGAUGUUCUACUAUGCUCUCGCCAAGAUCGAUGACGAAUACGGCAUGGUGAGUUUAGCUUCCGAUGCAGAGGACACUGUAACUGACACCGAUAAAGAUGAGCACGAACAGAGGUGUAAGACCGUUUGUCAUCUCCUUUUGAUUAUCAUGGUAGGGCUUUUCAGUGAAGACGAAACCGUAAAGAACGUCUCUUACAAUCUACUUGCCGCUACUCAAGAUACUUUCAAAUUGGAUUUUGGUACUAGAUUUCAUAGCUCUCCGGAGGUACACGUUCCUGGUGACUGCGGUACCUUUUUAUGCUUGCUUGCGAAAUCUAUUGCCAAGGCUUCUCCAGAUUUGACCCGCUAUGUUCUCGAAUACUUCAUAAAUGGAUUGCUCAAUCAAGUCAUACCUUUCAAUUUCGUCCCUCAAACGAUUUUUUGUCUUUCUUACUGGGUCCCUAACGUAUACAGACAUGUUUACCUAAUGGAUGAGGAAGAGGGACCUGAGGUCACGGCAAAAAUUAUCCGUGGAUUAAUUAGGCUUACUGUUUUAGAGCCAAGCUUUACGGCGGUUUACCUCCAACAAAUUUGGCAUCACCUAGCCUUAGAAGGUCGCUUGACUUUUUUAAUUGUGGAGGAGGUUUUGAAUCAAGCGCUAGACAGAGAUUCUGAAAAUCGUGAUUGGAAAAAAUUAUUACCUUUACUCAACGCCCUACCCACUGUUGAAGUUACAUCCCACAUUAUUGGCCGCUUAAUGGAUAUGAUUAAGUCAUUUUUACCAUCGUUAAGAUUGGAAACAUUCACACAAAGUUGGUCCGAACUAACCAUUCUUGUGAAGGCAAUAGUUCCGCUAUUUUUUGAGUCUCCUCUCAUGGCCCAGAUGUUUUUACCGGAGGCACUAUUCAUCGCAUCACUUCUGAUUGACGUAGGUCCCAAUGAAAUACGUUCCUCAUUAUACGAACUCCUGAUGAACAUAUGCCAUUCACUAACUAUCAACGACUCUUUACCUGAGUCUGAUAAGCAAAAAUUGGAUGGUGUUUGCACCACUUUUUUUCGUCAGAGAUUUAGAUUCAUGUUUGGGUUUAGUCAAUACAAAGGUCGCACCAUGCAGAGUUUCAGUGUCUCCUCAUUUGCAAGUAAAUUUGCAGCACUGGAACAAUUCACCACUAAUCUUGUUUACCUCAUGGAUUAUUCUGGGAAAUUAGAAGCUCCCCAAUGGAAGACAAGGUACAAGAAAUAUUUAGUGGAUGCCGUUUUUAACAAUGACUCGUUUUUGUCGGCUCGCGCUAUGAUGAUCCUGGGUAUCAUAGGAAAGACUAACACUUCUGAAGUUCUUUGUAAGAAUCUACUCGAUGAGACUUUGAAAGUUUAUUCCGAUCCUCACAUCACUGAUGAACAUCUGUUUUUGGUCAUUGCGCAUGUAUUCACUUAUAGCAAGGUUGUAGAGGGUCUUGACCCUUCAUUAGAAUUGAUGAAGCAACUAUUUUGGCUAUCUGCUGUACUUGUGGAAUCACCAAGUUCGGUCAUAUUCGAAGGUGGAUUCUUGUUCAUGACAAACUGUUUGAAUCGUCUCUAUGAAAACCAUUUUGCGAGUGAUAAGGAAAACCGGUUAUUGACGCCCAUUCUUAUGAGAUCUAGAUUCUUCGUAGAAUCCUAUUUGGCGGAAUUAGAAGAACAUAACGACGGAAUUUGGAGUGAGAAAAAUUUUGCUCACAACAUUCUUCUAAUGAUAUGCCGUGGUUGUUCCGUUCCUUCUCUGAAAAGUGCUGCUAUAGAAUUUCUUCAGGUACAAUUCAGAAACUCAUAUCGUGAACAUAGCAUUUAUCCAGAGUCUACUCAUUACCUAUGCUAUUUGUUCUUCAUUUAUCUCUUACUUCCUCCGGAGAAAUUCCAUUCCAUAUGGAAUGAAGUUAAACCUAAGGACGACCAUCUAAUCGGAUUGGACAACAACAAUUAUUUGCCCAAGUGUCUACUGAAAUGGAUAUCAUCUAACAGAGAAUGUCCCAACAUUACACUGUACCAAGGUGCCAUUCUUUUCAAUAGUACCUUAUCCGAUGAACCAUGUAAAUUGAGAUUUGCACUAGUAAUGAGAUUUUUGAUUAAAACAAAUCCACCAUGUGUCUUCAAUUUUUACAUGGCCACUAGAAAAGAGUUAAGAAGAAUAUCUGCUCUUGAAAUGACAUCUGAUUGUGUUCCCGUUUCAUUCGAUGUAUUAAGAAUGAUGCUCAGACACUCGGAGGUCAGUGUCUUGGAUGAAUACCAUGAAAGCUCUUUGGCGCGUAUUAAACAGAGAGGUUUAGGGUUUAUCACUAAGAUAGACGUUUCUGAUCAGAGUGUCACUGACAUUCUAGCAGUGUUGGAUUCUCAAGACGAUUUGAUAUACCGCCGGAAAAGGGCUAUAACUGUCAUAUUAUCCAGAAUGUCUUGUUUCCAAGAGGGAGUCUGA